AUGGGAAUAUCAGCUCUAGGGAAACUACUACCACUUGAAGAUGGGACAGCCAAUGCUACCUUCAAGAAUGUACCCAUUACUUCCGAUUCACUUUUAGAGCACUACCGAUCCGACCUCGAGGCUGAUAAACUGCUCGAUAUAGCUGAAGCAAUGUCCCACUUCCAUUCAUACAAUAAGGAGUUGUCGCAGCACAGGAAAAAGCUUGAACCUGUGGGGGCUAUACUCGAAGGAUUUCCCAAGGACUUGAAAGACUUGUCAUCUAGCUUGGUUUCACUCGAACAACAAUCGACCGAAUUAUCCAAAGAUUCACAUACAAACAAAAUGAUCACGCAAAUGCUAGAAAGAACCAUCAACGAAAAAGUGCUACCCCCAGAACUAAUAAGGGACAUAUUGCACGAAGAGUUGUCCAACAAAUAUUUCGAAAAGGUGAAUUACUUACUAGACAAGAUGAAUGAAGAAGAUUCACAGUUGAUCAAGGCAAAAGUGGUUGAGCGGACCCGGGAUUUCGUCAUUUCUCAAAUCCGAGCACUCCGAACAAAGCCUAUUUCGUCACAGGAGGUACAGAAUAAGCUCUUUGCAUGCUCGGACUUGUUUCAUUUCUUGCAAUCGCAGCAACCAAAACUAGGGCAGCAAUUGCAACAAGCCUACCAGAGCACAAUGAGGUGGUACUACAGAAGCAAGUUUGCAAAGUACGUGUAUUCUUUGGAAAAGCUUUCCAGGAGGCACCUCGAAGACACAAUAUUCGACUCUCCCAACUACUUGUCCACAUUCGAGUCGAGAUAUCAAAUACUCUCCAGUGCUGACUCUUGCAUGCCAUCACAAUUGGCAGAGACCAUAACAGUUUCCUAUACAAUCGAGUUUGUUUUUCUCCAACUACUUCGAGCCAUUGCCGACAACUUGACUGUGGAGUAUUUGUUUGUUGUCAGCUUCUUUUACGCGGGGAAUGAAACCAACCAUACCUGGGCGUUGGAUAUGUUUCGAGAUGUAUUUAAAAUGAGCACGGACUUUCUAGCAGUCAUUACCAAUGGAACUGGUGACGUAUACGGCAUAUUGCUUAUAAUAAGAUUGAUUCACAACUUCCAAGAGAAGUUACACGAGAAUCACAUCCCUGCGCUUGACGACCAUCUCAACUCGUUGUUGCUCACCCUCUGGCCCAUAUUUAGCAAAUUGAUUGAUCUCAAUUGUGAUGCAUUGAAGCGAGAAAUACCCAGAACGCCCAAGUCGUUAGUACCGCUUAACGUUACGCAACAGUUUGCCUUGUUUUACCUGGGUUUGCUCCGCUUGUCAUCCAAAGGCGAGCCUUCUGUGACUGCUAUUACAAGAUUGAGAAAUGCUUACGAAAGUAAUCUUACUAAAGCAGCAAAUGCAUUUAAGGGCCACGACAAGGAAACUUUUCUCGAUCGAAACUACUCCCUAGUUUACACGAUUGUGUCGAAUGAGGCAGAAGACUCCACCUCCGAAAUAAACCACUUUGAAAAACUAGCUAGUGUAUACAAAUCAUAA
Lodderomyces margitis is the source of this 1503-nucleotide messenger RNA. RefSeq names its product Vps52p (gene VPS52). Gene Ontology annotation, cellular component: GARP complex. Gene Ontology annotation, biological process: retrograde transport, endosome to Golgi; endocytic recycling; Golgi to vacuole transport. The record is from RefSeq and is a predicted model, not a curated record. Lineage: Eukaryota; Fungi; Ascomycota; Pichiomycetes; Serinales; Debaryomycetaceae. The coding region runs from base 1 to 1503 and encodes 500 amino acids. The transcript has a single exon. Gene Ontology annotation, molecular function: syntaxin binding.